AUGACUCUGGAGUCCAUGAUGGCUUGCUGCCUGAGCGAAGAGGCGAAGGAGUCGAAACGAAUCAAUGCAGAAAUUGACAAACAACUCCGCCGAGACAAGCGAGACUCCAGGAGAGAGCUGAAAUUACUACUUCUCGGAACGGGAGAAAGUGGCAAGAGCACCUUCAUCAAGCAGAUGAGGAUCAUUCAUGGAGCCGGGUACUCAGACGAAGAUAAGCGAGGCUUCAUCCGGCUUGUUUACCAAAACAUCUUCACCUCCAUGCAGUCCAUGAUCCGCGCCACUGAGACCCUUAAGAUCCCCUACAAAUUUGAACAGAAUCGGUCUAAUGCCAUGCUCGUGAAGGAGGUGGACAUUGAGAAGAUCAAUGGGUUUGACUAUCCCUACAUUGCAGCUAUCAAAUGUCUGUGGUCCGACCCAGGGAUCCAGGAGGCCUAUGACCGCCGCCGAGAGUACCAGCUCUCUGACUCCACUAAAUAUUAUCUUUCCGAUCUGGAUCGUAUUGCAGAUUCCAGCUAUCUUCCCACUCAACAGGAUGUGCUCAGGGUGCGCAUCCCCACUACAGGAAUCAUAGAGUACCCAUUCGACUUGCAAAGCAUCAUUUUCAGGAUGGUGGAUGUAGGGGGUCAGAGGUCAGAGAGGAGGAAGUGGAUUCACUGCUUUGAGAAUGUCACUUCAAUUAUGUUUCUGGUGGCGCUGAGUGAGUACGACCAAGUCCUGGUGGAGUCCGACAACGAGAACCGUAUGGAGGAGAGUAAAGCUCUGUUCAGGACUAUCAUUACCUACCCCUGGUUUCAAAACUCCUCUGUCAUCCUCUUCCUCAACAAGAAGGACCUGCUCGAGGAGAAAAUCUCCUACUCACACUUGGUGGACUAUUUCCCAGAGUUUGAUGGCCCCCAGAGAGAUGCACAGGCAGCGCGAGAGUUCAUUCUCAAGAUGUUUGUGGACUUAAACCCAGACAGCGACAAGAUCAUCUACUCUCACUUCACUUGUGCCACGGACACUGAGAACAUCCGCUUUGUGUUUGCAGCUGUCAAAGACACCAUCCUACAGCUCAAUCUCAAAGAGUACAAUCUGGUGUGAGGGCCCAUGUACGACGCACAUCCCCCCCCUCCCCCCAUUGCACAAAUGCACACCUCUUUGGGAUUGUGCACUCAAGUUCACAUGAAUUACACAGCACACCAUGCCGGCGCACACAUCUCACACACACACACACACACACACGCACACACGCGCACACAUCACACGCACACAUCACACGCACACACACCCUGACAGAACCCUUUUUUUCCCCUCCAGUACAGGACAUUCACAAGUCCUUCCACCUGCAAACCCCGUCCCUCCUCUUUCACCAAAGCUCGCCCUUUUUCUCUGUCGCUCGGCAGCUUAUUGUGUCAGAGUCCCUGCUCCUCCCCACGCUGCUCCGUGGUUUAGAUUUGGCCCUGACUGCUGGCUCUGGCACAUUGUAUCUGGCACACAAACCUUUCACACGGACUGUACAGUGACUGAAGAGGACUUUGGUGUUUGUGUGUGUGUGUGUGUGUGUGUGUGUGUGUGUGUGUGUGUGUGUGUGUGUGUGUAUUUGGGGCAGCAUUGACUAGCGAGGAGCUGUGUUUUGGUGAAUCGCGGCAUCAAACCUCUUUGGCCCUCCCGGAGUAACCCUCAGCAGUGUGAGAUCAGAUCCUUUCUGAGCUCCUAUCUGUGUGGAAGGAGGUAAAUACUGUAUCUCCUGAAACCACCUAAGAAAGCAGCGAGCGGCAUCAUGUUUUUGGGGACAGAGUGACUCGGUCAGGAAGUGAGGUCGCACGCUGGAAACAAGGGGACCGGCUGAGGAUUCUGUCUCCAUCUCGCAUCUAUGAAUGUACCCACCAGUGUGAGCAUCGCAAUCGCAAAAAAUUAAAUAAAAAAAAAAAAUAGAAUUAUAUAUUACGAAGUAAAUGCAUAUGUAAACAAACUUAGGACAAACAGCACGAGAGGGCAAGACAUAGCUAAUCAAAAUCUGUUCAUUGCUGAGAUUUUUAAAAUGUUUUUAAUGAUAGAAAUUUGUUGCUGCGUCUACUUCUAUUUAACAAAUAAUGGCUAAAAGGAAUGGUGAUAAGAAGUGGUGAGAAAAUGUAUAAAAACUUUGCAAAACAAAGGCAUCUAAAGAAAAGAAGCAACCAGAAAUUAACUUGACAUAAGUAUCCUUUAAAGAUUUCUGUGGGAUUUUUUUUUUUUGUUGUUUUAAGUUAAUCACAUCGCUUCCCUCCUCCAGAUGUGUUCUGUAUGGAUUCACAGGGACAAUCUUCCAUGUGACGUUCACAGCAUCUGGCUCCACUGAUACACCCCCACACCCUUAUUACAAAAUGCUAGUAGCGGGUGAGAGGACGCUGCGUGCGAUGCAGGCUCCUCCUUGAUUGGUGGAAGCAGAUGUGGAGGGGAGCGUGAUGUCAUCAGUGUUUAUCAGCCCACAGAGCACAUCUGCAGCUCGGGCUGCAAAGUAGCUUAUUUAGCGAAAUAAAAGCUGUAAAUUAAACACGCCCACACCCCGGGGUGUAAAUGGAAUCCAUGCGGUAACAUCUCUGAUGGCGUCACACCUGCGUCACUCAGCCGUCCAAUCAGACACCCUUCCUGAUGGUGACACAUCGGGAUGUGCUUUUGUUUACUUUUUUUUUUUUUUUUUUUUACUGUAUAGUCACUUUGUUUAUAUAAAGAUUGCUUGCUGUUGAGUGGUGAGAGGAAGGGGUGGGGGGGCUAUGAACCUUUCACAGAAGACGCACUCUAAAGUCUUGCAAAUGUUGUUUGUGUAUAUUCGUUUGUAAAUACAUAUACACAAAACACUCCUGUACAAAAACGCUCUGUGGUACACCAUCUUUGGCCAAAAAAAAAAAAAAAAUGCAAAAAAAGUAUCCACUUCUUUCAUUAGCAUACAGUUUUUUUUCCUAUGAAUUUAUGGUAGUAGUUAUGCUGUGAUUAUGGAUUUUGUUAACUUGAUUAAUAGGACUACACAGAGCUGAGUGGUGUUGAGGAAAUGAUCGGCAAGGAGCAAUAGUCAGAGAAAAGAGGGUCUUCCCAACCAGCCUCAUGACUCCGAACUACUGCUACAGCUCUGGCUCCAGAGUAUACUAACUAGGGCUGGUAUAAAAUCUUCACAGUGUGGUGACGAGAUGAUUUUAAGAGUAAUUAAAGAUGAUUUUUUUUUUUUUUUUUUAUUUAUCUAAUUUAUGGACCAGGUUUGAAGGUGUUGAUAAUUUGACUGCUUUUGAUUCUGUCAUGUUGAAGUGCUCCUUUUCUCAUGGCGGAGCCUACUUGAGUCUGAACUGCUGUUAAAAAAAAACAAGAAAAAAAGAAAAAAAAAAACCGAAUGUCUGGUAUAGUAAGGACUUUAUCUCUGCUUUCUAUUUCUUAUUGAGACAUUUCCAGUUGUACUUCUCCAUCACAUCUCCAUCCAUGAUAAUAGUGUUUUUUAGGAGCCCUCACAUUUGUUUGAUUUUAAAAAGAAAAAAAGAAACUUGUAUUUUCUCUCGAUUUAUAGACGCAACGCUGUAAUGCAUACCUAGAAAAAAUGUACAGUACGAACGUAGGUGGACUUUUUUUAUCAGUGAUUGAAGACCCAUGCGGUCCAUGCUUGCUAUUUGUAAUUUUAACACAACACGUUGUCGGUUUUUGCAUUGUUAAUUUCCAGUUUUUUGAGGCUUGCUUUGAUAGUGCCAGUGAAGUGCAGAAAUACUUUUUUGGUCUUUGACCUUUUCUACAGGUGACUUAUCCUUCAUCCUCAUUAAGGGCUAUCACAGUGCAUCAGUGUGGACAGUGUGGAGUGGAGUACAGGACCACAGUGUACCAAGUCAUCCACUACUAAUCCUUGUUUAUGAAUGGAGAUUACUUAGUAUAGGCAGGCUGUUAAUGCAAACAUACGGUGUAUGUGUAGAGAGUUUACCAACACUAAUCAGUUUUCUUUAUGUAUCUGGCCCUUUGGUGAAUUAAGUGGACCCAGUAUCUGGCUCUCCAACUUUUUACUACUACUUAUUUGUUUGCAUCGGUAUCACAGUGUUAUCUGUAAUAUCUCAUGCAGUAUAGAAACACUUAUCCCUAAAGACACUACUACCAGGACAAGUAUUGCAUGUUUCCCCCAAGUAUUUGACUUAAUGACCAUGCUUGUGGCUUGGCAUGUUUUAACCCAUUAACUACAAAUCGCAUACUUUAUUGAUGACCAUUUCUCCAGUUUCUAAAUUGAUUUACUACGUUGCUAUUGGCUUCCGUUCGUGCAAGUAAGGUUUGAUAAUUAACUUUAAACUUGAUAUUGAGAGAGAAUCCAUACCACGUUUGACAUUUAGUCACUUUUUUUUUUUUUUGUCAAAAUGCAUUAAUGUGCGAUAGUGCGUUAACACUCUUGUUGCAAUCAAAGAAGCUCUGAUCAACUAAGUAGGAAUGCACCAAUCAAAAUGUUAUUUUUCUGAUACGGAGUACUGAUUCAAUACUAGUGCUUUUUUUUUUUUUUUUUCAAAAUUUGAAAUUGUUAUUGGAAAUAUAUUAUUUUUAAGGUAAAAAAACAAAAAACAGUCAGAAUAACAUUGUAAUACUAAAUUGUAUGACACUGACAAAUAAACUCGGUUAUGCCUGGCCAGUCUCAAUCGCUAAAUAAUGUUGCAUAUGGGCAACAAACGAUCCAGCAUAUCGGAUCAGCUGCUGAAAAGUUAGAGAAUCAAUUAAAAAACUUAAGGCAUGCUUAAAAAAUGGGAAGCAGUGAUGUAAAGUUUCAACACUAAGUUAAUGGGGCUAAAAUAUAUAUUUAUUUCAAAACGCCAGUGUGGUCCUUAAUUGCCAUUUUUGUCUGCUGAAAAUUACCCUAACCUUGAGCGUAAGAAAGCAGACAGCCAACCGUUCGACUGCUGUCAGUAUUUCAGUGGAACGAUAUACCAGUAUAUGGAUACCCAAGUAUUUUAUCAGUAGUUGUUUAAAAUUUACUGUGUGAUGAGUGCAGCUCACUUUAAUGGUGAUGAACCAUGUUGUAUUUUUAAACUUGACACUACAACUCUGGCACAUGGUGAAGGGCUGAUUGGCUGUUAGUGUGGGUUUGGUAGUGUUUUAGCAGCCCAGUGUUGCACAGUGUGCUUUUGACACAUUUUAUCUCAACCAUAUGCGAGCUGGAGAGAGGGAAGGCAAGUCUGUAUGAAACUUAAAUCUCCUUCUCAUUCUUUCAUUCUUGUCUGUUUUGAGCAAUGACCAGUGGAAAGACUGGAUUAGUUUUUCACUACAACACACUCUUAUUUAUUGCCUUUCAUUGCCUUGAAUAAUGAAAGAUGGUGUUGCCGGUCCUUCUACGGUGUCGGAGCAUGCUCUGUGACUCGGUGGGGGGACCGUGGUUGUGUGAUUUUUAUUUUUUUUUAUUUUUUUCUUUUCUGUGUGCGUUUCAGAAUAAGUGGAAUCAAACUUCUCUUUUUGGACAUCAGUAUGGAGUCAGUGCAUAUUCAAAAUGUAAAUCUUGUUCCCUUUUUUUGUGUGUUUUUCCAUUUCCUGUAUGAAAACAUUACCAGAACUCUAUUAUUUAGGACCACUUGAUUUAUUGUUCCUCACUCCAAUGAAACCUGAAGGUCAAUUGUGUAGUGGUGUAUAAAAUGCUGUUUUCUUUAUUUUGUAUGUAAACCAAAUGUAAAUGAUGUAAUAUACUGAGUGUGCCAACCCCACUCUCUCUAGAGCCAGGCUCUCUCUAAGUGCCAACGCUGUGGUCAUCAUCAAAGGACCCCACCACCUAGAUGGUCCCCCCUUUUAAAUAAAACACACCAGAGACUAAAAGGAUAGAUGAUUAAGUACACACAAAGACUUUAUUCUGUAUUUAAGAUUGAAGAUUCAAAAGAUAAUCUGCUGUUUGUUUUUUUUAAGAAACUGUAAUUAUAAUUGCAUGUGCUGUUUAUUUUGUUUGAAGUGAGGGCUUUGAUGUAUUCAUUGAAGCAGAGCCCUUGAUGAAGGGGAGUUCAAUCAGUUGGUUAUUAUCGAUUAUUGAUUUACAUAACUCUUGCCAUAUUUUUUUAUGUGUUUCAUGUGUUUGUUUCAACCACUGUUGCCUGAUCCUCAUUCAAACAUGAACAUGACUUACGAUCAUUGCCGCCUUCUAAGAGAGAAACAUAAUGACAAGGUAUCUGUUUUAAAUUGAAAUAAAUUUGUUCCUAUACUUGCU
Messenger RNA from Perca fluviatilis (European perch), 6151 nucleotides. It is a transcript of the gene gna11b, whose product is annotated as guanine nucleotide binding protein (G protein), alpha 11b (Gq class). The record is from RefSeq and is a predicted model, not a curated record. Gene Ontology annotation, biological process: adenylate cyclase-modulating G protein-coupled receptor signaling pathway; action potential; phospholipase C-activating dopamine receptor signaling pathway. Gene Ontology annotation, cellular component: heterotrimeric G-protein complex. The transcript has 7 exons. Gene Ontology annotation, molecular function: guanyl nucleotide binding; GTPase activity; G protein-coupled receptor binding. NCBI's taxonomy places the organism in Eukaryota, Metazoa, Chordata, Actinopteri, Perciformes, Percidae. The coding region runs from base 1 to 1080 and encodes 359 amino acids.